UUGUGAGAGAGAGAGAGAGAGAGAGAGAGAGAGAGAGAGAGUUUCGCUUUCAAUAAUUUUGCAGUUGUUUAUCUAUAAUAAAUAAAUAAAAUAAAACUGAUCAAUUCCCUCCAAUCAUGCACUAGAGAGUAGUGCAUUUGUGUGUUCCAAUUUGUUGUCUCUCUCUCUAGAUAGUUUUAUUAUCGCUCUCUAGUCUCCCGGCGGGAGAGAAGGAAGUGGAUGAGUAGAAGAAAGUUAUUCCUCUGCUUCUACGGAACUGUUACUCUCUCUCUCUAGUGUAUUUGGUGUGUGCGAUUGAUUGUGUGUUCCUCUAACCCUCUUUGAAUCUUGCAAAAAUAUCCACUUUCAUUCUACUCCUCUCUCUCUCUCUCUCUCUCUCUCUCUCUAUUCCAACCCUUGAACUUAAUAAAUUCAGGCCUUGUCUUGUCUUCUCUUUAUAUGUCCUUUUCUCUCUCUACUUUCUUGGUUCCAAGCGAUCAUCAUAUCAGAUACUAACUAAAUGGAUCAGUAUUUCAAGGAUCCUACUUCAGGUCCACCUAAAAGUCCAUCGGUAGAUGUCUAUGGUCAAGUGGGAAAUGCAUGGAGGAUUCCACGCGGAACUGAUGCAUAUCACACAUCGACUGAUGCUAGCUUGUUUUCUAGCUCAUUGCCUGUCUUUCCGCGAGAGAAGUUGAACUUCACUGACUGUGAGCACGGUGGUCAGUCUGUUGAUGAUGGCUUCCCUAGCGUAGAUAAACUUCACCAAGAAGAUGACAGUGAGGAUCCACUUGGUGAUAUUGAAGCAAGUGCAAGUGCAAUUGGAAGCUUGCUUCCAGAUGAUGAAGAUGAGCUUUUAGCAGGUAUAAUGGAUGACCUUGACCUGAGUGGAUUGCCUACUCAACUGGAGGAUUUUGAAGACGAUUUCUUCAGUAGUGGAGGGGGUAUGGAAUUGGAUUUUGAGAGUCUAAACAUUGGCCUUCCAAAUUUAAGCAUGUCAGAUGGGGUUUCUGUUAAUGGGAUUGGUCAUUACAGUCUUACAAAUGGUGUGGCUACAGUCGCUGGAGAACAUCCAUAUGGGGAACAUCCUUCAAGGACAUUAUUUGUCAGGAAUAUCAAUAGUAAUGUUGAAGAUUCUGAGUUGAGAGCUCUCUUUGAGCAAUAUGGGGAUAUCAGAACUCUAUACACUGCAUGCAAGCAUCGGGGGUUCGUGAUGAUAUCUUACUAUGAUAUCCGAUCAGCUCGAACUGCAAUGCGUGCAUUACAAAAUAAGCCCUUAAGACGAAGAAAACUUGAUAUUCACUUUUCAAUUCCGAAGGAUAACCCAUCAGAGAAGGAUGUUAACCAAGGAACUCUGGUUGUGUUCAAUCUGGAUGCGUCAGUGUCGAACGAUGACCUUCGUCAAAUAUUUGGUGCUUAUGGGGAGGUUAAAGAGAUCAGGGAGACACCACACAAGCGUCACCAUAAGUUCAUUGAGUUUUACGAUGUUAGAGCUGCUGAGGCAGCUCUCAAAGCUCUGAAUAGGAGUGACAUAGCUGGAAAACGCAUAAAGCUGGAACCUAGCCGGCCCGGUGGAGCCCGUCGGAAUUUGAUGCAGCAAUUGAGCCAGGAGCUGGACCAGGAUGAAGCUCGGACUUUUCGGAAUCAAAUAGGCUCACCAGUAGGAAACUCUCCUCCAGGUAACUGGCCGCAUCUCAGUAGCCCAGUUGAACACAAUCCUUUGCAAGGGUUUAGUCAAUCACCAGGUUUGGGAAAUUUCAGUCCGCUGAAGAGCAGCAAUUUGCCUGGCUUAGCCUCCAUACUACCACCACAGUUUGCAAACCAUGCAAAGAUUCCACCAAUUGGUAAGGACCAGGGAACAAUUAGCCAUGGGAGCCAAGGAAAUGGACCUAUGUCUCGUACCUUUACAGAGCAAAAACUAACUGCAAGUUCUGCACCCAUGUCUUCUUUUGGCGAAUCAAAUGCUAACUCAUCUGGAAUUGGAACGUUGUCUGGUCCACAGUUUCUUUGGGGUAGUCCCACUCCUUACUCUGAUCAUACCAGUCCUUCUGCAUGGUCAACAUCUUCGGUUGGCCAUCCAUUUGCAUCCAGUUCACAGGGUCAAGGGUACCCAUUCUCCAAUCCACACGGCCCGUUUAUCGGUUCCCCUAACCCCCAUCACGUGGGAUCGGCUCCAUCUGGUGUUCUUCUUGACAGGCAUUUUGGCUACUUCCCAGAGUCACCAGACACGUCCUUUAUGAGCUCAGGUGGAUUUGGGGGUACGAGCUUAGGUCGCAAAACUGCAAGUUAUGUGAUGAAUGUGGGUCCACAUCCGGUUAUGAGUGCUGGCCUUUCUUUCCCUGGAAAUAUGCCCGAAAAUGGUUCACCUAGUUCAAGGAUGAUGUCAUUGUCGAGGAAUGGUCCUAUGUAUAUUGCUAAUGGUUCUUUUCAAGGAAUUGGACUGACUAGCAAUGACGGAUUGCUUGAACGCAGUCGAAGUCGGAGGGUGGAGUAUAAUGCCAACCAGAUAGAUAACAAGAAACAGUAUCAGCUUGAUUUGGAUAAGAUCAAGAGUGGCGAAGAUACUAAGACUACUUUAAUGAUCAAAAACAUCCCCAAUAAGUACACUUCAAAGAUGUUGCUGGCAGCUAUUGAUGAAAAUCAUAGGGGUUCUUAUGACUUUCUCUACUUGCCAAUUGAUUUUAAGAAUAAAUGCAAUGUGGGUUAUGCUUUCAUCAAUAUGGUGUCUCCAUCACACAUAAUCCCUUUCUAUGAGGCAUUCAACGGAAAGAAGUGGGAAAAGUUUAAUAGUGAAAAAGUUGCCUCCUUGGCAUAUGCCCGAAUUCAAGGCAAGGUAGCCCUUGUUACACACUUCCAGAAUUCUAGCCUAAUGAAUGAAGACAAGCGGUGCCGGCCAAUUUUAUUCCAGUCAGAAGGCCAGGAGUUUGUUGAUCAGGAACCACUACUCUCCAGCAAUUUGAACAUCUGUAUUCGCCAGCCAGAUGGGUCUUACUCCGGGGAUUCACUAGAUAGCCCAAAGAGUAAUCCGGAUGAGAAGCAAGAGAUCUGAGAGCUGUGCACGGCCUUUAAUUGGUGGUUGAGUUCUGACUUGUGCAUCGGUAUAAAGUGUAUAAUUGCUUGUAUUAUAAGCAGUGUCCGCUUUUUGGGUGUGGAUAUAUUACCUAUAAAUAUUCACAAGGAAACUGCGGAAGACCGAGAAAGAGGGAGCAUUUUGUUUGUAAGUAGAGCAACAGGAAGUUGAUAUCUAAGUAGCUGGGAGGAAUAAGGUGGAGCAUACAGCUGAGAAGUGAAGUACCCGCGUUUGCCACUUGGACUUUGACUAUGAGCUCUCCUUGUUCUGUUGUGUUUUUUUUUUCCUUUUUUGGUGACGAGGCUUUUGUGUUAAUCUGCAAAUAUUACAUGUUUAUUGGGGUAAAUAUGGAAAGGGAGUUGAGAGUAUAGUCUGGGGCUGUUUUCAGAAGUGUACAGAAUGACAGACAAACAGACCCCUGGUUGUGUCCAGUGUCGUGUCAUGUACCUAAUGAACUGAACUAAAGAAAUUGUGUAUUUAAUGUGUCAUUGUACAGUUAUUUAACUUUAA
Molecule: messenger RNA, 3556 nt
Organism: Rhododendron vialii
Lineage: Eukaryota; Viridiplantae; Streptophyta; Magnoliopsida; Ericales; Ericaceae
Product: protein MEI2-like 5
Exons: 13
Coding region: 500-3025 (841 amino acids)
Molecular function (GO): RNA binding
Source: RefSeq, a predicted model, not a curated record